Messenger RNA from Anisakis simplex (herring worm), 537 nucleotides. The record is from the annotation of a GenBank genome assembly. Lineage: Eukaryota; Metazoa; Nematoda; Chromadorea; Rhabditida; Anisakidae.
AUGGAUGGUCAUCAGUAUCGUGCGAUGGAGUUCACGAAUUUUGAGUCGCAGUUUGAGCAAAUCAUCUCAAAGUCGGCAAUCAACACGAAAUUCGAAGCGCAUCAGAGACGCGCACGUGAAAUUGUGGCCGCAAUGCGCGCGAAUAUCGAGAUCGUCAACAAUGUGGCGGCGAAAAAACGCGAGUCACUGGAGGAGGAAUUGCGUUCGAAAGAAGAAAUAUUUAAGCAGUGUUAUAGUAACUGGAAGGAAUUUGAGAGGAACGCAAUCGUGGAGGUGAAGCGAUUGAGGGCUGAGGUGCAUCUAAAAGUGUCAGCAGAUUUCUACGAAGAAAUUUAUCGCCUGGAAGCGAUAAUCGAUAAAUUUGAUUAUAAAUUUGUUGACGAGCCGAGAUUUAUUAAGGAUUAUAAAAAGGUUUUGUUUUUAUUAUUGUUUGUUAUAGUUUUUUAUUAUUGUUGUUGUUUAUUUAUUGUUGUUGUAUAUUGUUAUUCAUUAUCGUUUUAUAUAUUACUAUUAUUAUUGUGUUAUUAUUUAGAGUAA